Molecule: messenger RNA, 567 nt
Organism: Anopheles maculipalpis
Lineage: Eukaryota; Metazoa; Arthropoda; Insecta; Diptera; Culicidae
Product: 60S ribosome subunit biogenesis protein NIP7 homolog
Exons: 2
Coding region: 15-557 (180 amino acids)
Biological process (GO): ribosome assembly; ribosomal large subunit biogenesis
Cellular component (GO): preribosome, large subunit precursor; nucleolus; nucleus
Molecular function (GO): RNA binding
Source: RefSeq, a predicted model, not a curated record
ACCGAAUACAAACAAUGAAACGACUUUCUGAACAACAAACAAAGGUUUUGUUUGAAAAACUAUCCAAAUAUAUUGGAACGAAUGUAAAGCUGUUAAUUGACCGUACCGAUGGUACCUACUGCUUCCGCGAGCUAAAAUCCCGCGUCUACUACAUGUCGGAGAAAAUUCUUAAACUAGCAGAAACGGUACCAAGGGAACACAUGGUAUCGGUAGGCACGUGCUUCGGCAAGUUUACCAAGGGCAACAAGUUUAUACUGCACAUUACCGCACUGGCCUAUCUAGCCCCGUACGCGCAGUACAAAAUCUGGCUCAAGCCAGCGGCCGAGCAGCAGUUCCUGUACGGUAAUAACGUCGCGAAAUCGGGCAUGGGCCGUAUCACCGAAAACACACCCGUCUACCAGGGUGUUAUCGUGAUGUCGAUGAAUGAUGUUCCGCUCGGAUUUGGUGUGGCGGCAAAAUCCACGAACGACUGUAAAAUGGCCGAUCCUUUAGUAACGGUUUGCUUCCAUCAAGCGGAUAUUGGUGAAUACAUUCGAUCGGAGGAAAACUUAAUCUAAGCAAGUGGUA